AAAUAAUAUAAGUGUCAUAAACAUCUGUAAAUAAAUAACAACAUAAAAAAAUAAUUGAAAAAAAAUAUUCAAAUUCAAUAUAAAUAUUUAUGAUAAAAAAAAUAAAACGACAAAAAAAAGUUAUUUAUCGUGCCAUCAGGAUCAACAAAUGCUGACAGCAGUGAAACAUAAUCGAAACAAAAAAUAACAAAAUAAAUAAAAGCAAAAACUCGAACACAGCAAAUAUUUAAAAGACAGAGAGAGAGAGAAAAAUGUUUUUACCGGAUAAAAUAAAGCCAACCGGACAAGUGAGACAAGUAAAAAGAAUGUACAAUGAAAAGUUCCGAUAAAUGCAUAGUGUUACUGAUAAUUCUGAAAUCGUCGCCAAAUGAAUCGAAUCUCUUUGCAUAUCUGUCGAAACUACAUGGAAAUAUGCAAACACUACCAAUGAUUGAUUUAGUGUUCAACACGCUCCACUCGACCACGACAAAAACGACAGUUGUUGCCUCGUCAUCCGCGUCCCCCAUUCCAUUGCCGUUGCCAUUUAGCAUCAACUCAUCAUCAUCAUUAAAUCAGACAACAACAACAACAACACCAACGAAUUUUGACAAAUAUCAACUUUUGGCGAAUCUCACCGCAAACACACUCAGCAAUGUGACGGGUGGCUUUGGUGCUGCGGCAGCGACUGCCAUCGCAGCUGGCAACGACGGAAAUUACCAAAAUGGCACAUUUGCGUACGAGGAUGAUGAUGGCGUUGGAGGCGAAAGUAGUCCAGAUGUACACAAGGAAUUUAUCUUUGAUCGCACGGAUGUCAGAGUUAUUUUCAUCACACUUUAUUCGCUCGUCUUUUGUUGCUGCUUUUUCGGAAAUCUGUUGGUGAUACUUGUCGUUACGAUGUCACGCCGCCUUCGAUCCAUCACAAACUUUUUCCUCGCCAAUUUAGCGGUGGCGGAUUUGUGUGUUGGUGUUUUUUGCGUUUUUCAAAAUUUAUCGAUUUAUUUGAUACCGAGCUGGGUCCUAGGCGACUUCCUCUGUAAAAUGUACCAAUUCGUGCACUCACUUAGUUACACAGCUUCAAUUUUUAUAUUAGUCGUAAUUUGUAUGGAGAGAUACUUUGCCAUCAUUCAUCCAAUAACGUGCAAACAGAUAUUGACGUCGACCAGAUUAAGGCUCGUGAUCGUAAUAGUGUGGAUAACAUCUGGCGUCUAUUCUAUACCAAAAUUUAUUUUUGUCCGAACAAUAACAAAUGACCUGGGGAAUGGACAAACAGAAACGAUAUGCAUCGCACACCGUAAAGCAUUUAACGCCGAGCUCUUUGACUUGAUCAAUUUUGCACUUUUGUAUAUAUUACCCCUGCUUGUUAUGACAAUACUUUACAGUCGCAUUGGGAUUGCCUUAUGGCAGAGUUCGCGUGGCUUGGAACGUCACAUUGCCAUGCAAAAUACGACAACGGGUCACAUGAACUCGGGCAAUGGAUUGUUGUCACGUGCCAAUAGUCGGCACGAUAAUAAACGAUGUCUUGGAGCAACAGAAAGCCAGGUGUCCGUUGAAUCGGAAAAAAUUGUCGUUAGCACGUGGCGCAAUCAGAGCUUCCAUCAACGUCAUCACGGCACCCAAAUAGCACAAAUCUCCAAUUCGGCCAAUAAUGUGUUGCGGGCACGACGUGGCGUCAUACGAAUGCUGCUCGUGGUUCUCCUUACAUUCGCUCUCUGCAACUUGCCGUAUCACGCAAGGAAAAUGUGGCAACAUUGGUCUUCCGAUUACCGUGGCGACUCAAACUUCAACGCACUCUUCACACCACUCACCUUCCUCAUAACGUACAUCAAUUCCGGCGUCAAUCCACUGCUGUACGCCUUUCUGAGUCGCAAUUUCCGCAAAGGUAUGCGUGAACUAUUGCUUUGUUCCCUGAAGAAAAACAAGCAUAAAUCAUCUAAUUAUCGAGUUCCUGUUCUCAAUCAUUCCUUACCGACCGAUUCAACUCAUAUAGGAAACCAACCAUGACACGGUUAUGUAACAACUAAUUCAUCGUACAUAUGAGAAGAACUUCCAAUGUACGAGACAACAUACCGCAGCAAAUUAUCGGAUGCCGAGGAUUUUCUCAGCAGCAACAGUAGCAGUUGCACUAACAACAAUAAUUGUAGUACUAACAGUUUUAGUGACACGCCAAGUUGUCGUCGAACUAGUGAUGCCGAGAAAAAGAAGAAGAAAACUGUGUCCUUCAUCGUAUUGGACCAACAACCACAACCACAACGAGAUUUCUAUUAAUGUUACUUGUAGUACCAUUUUUGUGAUAUUUAAUGUGAAAAUUAGCUAGCGCUCUUUUCGCGCGUGCUUCUAAAAGCUUUUCUUACGUAUAAAUGUGUGUUUGUAUCUCUUCCGGUGUACCUUGAAAACUUUUUGCAUCAUUAAAAUCAAAAAUCAACAAAAGAUAUCAAGCCAAACUGUGUAUGCGAAAAAUACACAUUAAAAGAAAGUAUCAGUCCCAGCAUUUUUAGAUCAUUAGAGACUUUAUCAAAACUCUUUAUUAUUGUAUGUACAUAGAAAUUUAUAAAUACGUAGGAAGCAGUCAUUGUCAAAAAUUUAUCUACGAAAGUGCUUUCUUGUUCCUUGUAACAAAUGACGCACGACACACUUGCAUGAAUAUUGUAAAUUUUAAUCUAUCAAGGCUGUCUCGAGUGUGUUUUUGACAUUUUACGCGGCAUCACAGAUGUCAUUCAACCGUAAAAGUUUUAAGUUAUUCAUGUGGUGACUUGGCGUCGCGACAAUUGAUAUCAAAAAAUGUCAUUUUGUUUGAAGUACUAAUG
This is a messenger RNA of Culicoides brevitarsis, 2783 nucleotides long. Its product is annotated as trissin receptor. Gene Ontology annotation, biological process: G protein-coupled receptor signaling pathway. The coding region runs from base 313 to 1980 and encodes 555 amino acids. The transcript has 9 exons. Gene Ontology annotation, molecular function: neuropeptide Y receptor activity. Lineage: Eukaryota; Metazoa; Arthropoda; Insecta; Diptera; Ceratopogonidae. The record is from RefSeq and is a predicted model, not a curated record. Gene Ontology annotation, cellular component: plasma membrane.